GAAGAAGGAAAAUAUAAUGUAAUCAAAAGAAAUAAGUUUACAUUACCUGAUCUCUCCAGGACUUUUUGCAUGGAUUAAUUUCAUUUCACUGAUGUUUCACUUGACACAUCAUUCAAUGUCAGUUUACCUACUCGAACAAAACACAUCAGCUGAAAAGUUUUUGUAUAGAAUACCUCCCACCCACCAUGGAGAGUGCCUUCAGUCCAAUCAGCGAGGCCUGCAUGAAGGCCCUUAGCGACAAAACCUACGAAAAGCGUAAGAUUGCCGCAUCCGAAAUCGAAAAGAUGGUUGCCGAUUUCAACUCCAAGAAAAAUUAUCCCCAAAUCAGGAAGAUAAUCGAAGUGCUGAGUAGGGAGCUGGUUACCUCGAACGAUUCCAACAAAAAGAAGGGAGGCCUAAUCGCCUUGGCCGCCACCAGCAUUGCCCUGCAGCGGGACAUCGAAAUGUUCAUCGAUGAGAUCAUCAAUCCGGUGCUCAACUGUCUAAUGGAUACCGAUACCCGGGUCCGAUACUUUGCCAGUGAAUCACUCUACAACGUGAUCAAGGUGGGCCGAGCCUCGGUCAUUCCCAUGUUCCCCAGUCUGUUCACUUCGCUCAGCCGACUGGUGACGGAUCCAGAUCAGAGUGUGAAAAACGGAAGCGAACUACUGGAUCGACUGCUGAAGGAUGUUGUGAUUGAAUCGUCACAGCACUUUGAAAUGGAUUCUUUCAUACCGCUGGUCAGAGAACGAAUCUUUGCCAAGAAUUCGUUUGCUCGGCAGUUUAUCAUAUCUUGGAUUUCGGUGCUAAAUUCAGUACCUGACAUCAAUAUGAUAGUGUAUUUGCCGGAGUUGUUGAUCGGAUUGUUUCCGAUGUUGGAGGAUAACAUGCUGGAAAUCCAACGGAUGUGCGAAUCACUGUUGGCACAGUUUUUGAGAAUGAUCAAGGUCGAACCCAGCUCAGCAGAUAUUCCUGAGAUGAUGAAUGUGUUAAUAAUUCACGCCCAAUCCAGUAAUCAGUUGGUUCAGUACACUGCCAUCGCCUGGAUUAAGGAGUUUGUCGUCCUGGCUGGUGGUAACGUUAUGGGGUUUGCGUCAGGAAUUUUCAUAGCCAUCUUGCCGUGUUUGGCCUUCGAAAGCGAUUCUAAAAAGCACAUUAAGGACAACGCUGCGGCAGUUAACAUUCACAUGAUGGAAUUAGUUUCUUCAGACAAAGAUAAGGAACAAAAUCUCAAAAAGAUGGAUCUGGACUCAGUGAUGGAAGUACUAAGGCAAUACCUCAUUCACAGUUCGGUUCCCACGAAGAUUGCAGUGCUCAAGUGGAUUCAUCAUUUGUUCACCGAAGUACAGGAGGAAAUGUCUCGCCAUGCUAAGAAUCUGUUUCCCGUUUUGUUGCGAGAUUGUCUCUCGGAUAGCUCCGAUGAAGUGGUUCUUCAGGCAAUCGUUGUAUUAGCAGAAAUUGUUAAUUCAGCCACAGCCAAGGGAAGCAACUUUGAGCACAUGGAAUAUAAGCAUUUUCUGAUGGAACUUUUGACUUUGUUUAGUGAAAAUAAAGCUUUUCUGGAAAACCGAGGAACGCUGAUCAUCAGACAGCUCUGUCGGCUGUUAAAUGCGGAAUACAUUUACCGUACAUUUGCCGAAAUUCUUCAGGAAGAAACCACAAAUCUCAAAUUUGUUUCCAUCAUGGUGAGGACACUUAAUACAAUCCUUCUCACCACAUCCGAUUUGUUCGAUUUGCGAAACACUCUCAGGGACAUACGCGAAGAUCAGUCCGCUUCGCUGUUUCAAUGUUUGUACAAAUGUUGGUCCCAUUGUGCCGUCUCAACCGUGUCCCUUUGUCUGUUGGCUCAGUGCUAUCAACACGUGUCACAAAUUGUUGAAUUGUUUGCCGACAUGGAGUUAACGUUAGAUCUACUGGUUGAAAUCGAUAAGUUAGUGCAACUUAUUGAAUCACCAAUUUUUGCUUCCCUCCGACUGGCGCUCGUGUCUCACACCAACAACAACGCCGACGCGCAGCACUUAUCACGAGCGUUGUACGGUAUUCUUAUGUUGCUGCCGCAAACCAAUGCCUUCAAUUUGCUCAGAAAUCGACUGCAGUGUGUGCCCAACUACUGGGGUCAACCGAUGAACAUUGACUCGUGUUCAUCAAACGAAAGCCAAAGUCAGAUCGAUUUUGGAAAACUGUUUGAACACUUCAAACAAAUUCAGGAUCUGCACCGUCAACAGCGAUUGGACCAGAGGAAAAAGAAACAGUUUUAGAAACAAUAAACAAAUCAAAAGAAAAUAAAACCACCAAAUCAAUGGCUUUCGGAUAAUGCUUACCUGCAAUAAAUAACAGAAAUUCACAUUCCA
Uranotaenia lowii is the source of this 2330-nucleotide messenger RNA. Its product is annotated as protein VAC14 homolog. Gene Ontology annotation, cellular component: endosome membrane; PAS complex. The record is from RefSeq and is a predicted model, not a curated record. Bases 186 to 2237 code for a protein of 683 amino acids. Gene Ontology annotation, biological process: positive regulation of kinase activity; phosphatidylinositol biosynthetic process. The transcript has 8 exons. Lineage: Eukaryota; Metazoa; Arthropoda; Insecta; Diptera; Culicidae.